AUUGUGAGUGAUUUAAUUAAUUAUCAAACAUGCAUUUAUUUUGAUUAAUGAACAAUUACACUGUCUAUUGGGUUUGAUCGCUGUUAGCGGUUAUUUGUCGAAGUAGAGCGUAAAGUUCUGUGAAGUACACGCGUAAGCACUUUGAGAGACAAAAUCGACACCUGUGUAUAUGUAAUUGACAUUGUUUGCACAGUCGCCAUCCGAUGUGUAUUUUUUUUUUUUUCGCGACCAUGACAAAACCGUACACCGAUGAUAAGAAAAGAACGUUUCGAGUUUCACAUGUGUGUCUCGGGUGAUUGUGAAUGUGGUACUUGGGGGUCUGGUGUCUGUGGGGCAUUGAAGUUUAUUCAUGUAGUGGAUAGACAACCCGUUGUCGUACGUCUGUUCUUACCUGGAAUGUUAAUUAGUCGAUAGGGGAAAGGUUCACAUGUGUUUUAAUACGUGAUGUCAGAGGAUCGUAGAUAACGCGAGAGCAUCGACGAUAUGGGGUGCGGCGUAACGUCGUCAUCAAACUGGACGGAAGAUCAGAAAGCAUCGUCUACACCAGCGGUCCAAGACUCUGAACGGAAUUUCCGCUACAGUGGAACAGACGAGGAACUCUGACAAGUGACGAACCCCCUUUCCCGAACAAGAAAAGUUGAAAAAAUAUCUUGCCCCUCCCCCCCUCUCCCCCUCCUCGCUUCAUAACUUAAGGUUCUGCAGUGCUCCAGUUAUCCAAUGGUGAUGACAGUGUGAUAGUGAGGAUUAGUGAUAAAGAAAAAGUAAAAGAGGAAUAAGUGGUUUAAGUGUAUCCAACGCGAGUACAAAAAUAAAAAAAAAAAAACAACCUGAAGGAUCAAUGAAAAAGCAGAAAUUCCAGUGUAAAUUUUUUGGUGAUUUUAGUGUACGUGUUUGUGUACAGUGUUAAACGAAAGAAAAAUAACGAUAAAAUUGAGUGAAAAAAAGGGGAAACGUGUGAAUACUGGUGGAUAGUACAGUAGCAUGAGUUCGUAUUUUGCGAAUUCGUAUAUUCCGGACCUGCGCAAUGGCGGGGUGGAUCAUCCCCAUCAGCAUCAGCAGCAUUAUGGGGCUGCAGUGCAGGUGCCCCAGCAGGGCCAGAGUGUUCAACAGCAGCCACAGCAGGCAGCUGAUCCCUGUGAUCCAAGUAUGCUCAGACAAGGUGUACCAGCCCACCAUUACGGUGCAGGAGGUACCCAACAAGGUAUACCCUAUCCAAGAUUUCCACCCUACGACAGAAUGGACAUACGAAAUGCCGCGUAUUACCAGCAACAGCAGGACCACGGGAGUCUCGAUGGAAUGGGUGGAUACAGAUCAACAUCACCUGGAUCGGGUAUGGCCCACAUGGGUCACACACCAACGCCAAAUGGUCACCCAUCAACGCCAAUUGUCUAUGCGAGUUGCAAGCUCCAGGCGGCGGCGGUGGAUCACCAGGGUAGUGUUCUCGAUGGUGCGGAAACACCGCCCCUCGUUGACACUCAGAUGCACCACCAAAUGCAUGCACAGCAUCCCCACAUGCAGGCCCAACAGCCUCAGGCACACCAGCAACCACAGCCGCAGCAUCAGCAUAUGCAGGCACAACAGCAGCACAUGAUGUAUCAGCAGCAACAGCAACAGCCAAACAAUCAGACACAAGGUGGGAUGUUGCCACAGCAACAGGCACAGGCGCAGCAACAUCAGGGUGUUGUUGCGUCGCCGAUUGGACAGCAACAGCAGGGCCCUCCACAGGCCUCUGGCAAUUCCAAUCUACCAAGUCCACUCUAUCCUUGGAUGAGGAGUCAAUUUGAGAGGAAAAGAGGACGGCAAACCUACACGCGUUACCAGACCCUAGAGCUGGAGAAGGAGUUCCACUUCAACAGAUAUCUGACAAGGCGGCGGCGUAUCGAGAUCGCCCACGCCCUGUGUCUCACCGAGCGACAGAUUAAAAUAUGGUUUCAAAACAGACGAAUGAAGUGGAAGAAGGAGAACAAGACGAAGGGUGAGCCAGGCUCGGGCGACGGUGAUACCGACAUCUCGCCGCAGACAUCGCCGCAGGGUUGAGAGCCUCAAUGAAGAGUUCGAGGUCUUCCAAAGAGCUUCUCAUCUCUCAGGGUCCCACGCGAACCUUGUCUCCAGCACUACCUCCAAUUUCCCAUGCCCCAACCUACCCCAUUACCCUCAGUCGAUAAAAAAAGCCCUGAGCUCCCUGACUUACCAACCCCCCACCCUUAACCCCCGUCCCGUCCCCUCGCUCCACAAAUGAAUGAUCUCCCACGCGAUAUGACCUCCAAAUGACCCCUCAGCAAUGACGCUUAUCUUGUCGUGUUAAUUCAAGUUGCUCGUACCAAAAAGAUGACAAAGAAAAUGAGAAAUACAUAAAAAUGUGUGAAGAUUUAAACAAUACGGAGUUGGCCGAGAGUUCGUGGACGAUAGAGAGAAUGAAAUUAAUGAGGCGAAUGAAGUCACGGGAAUGCGCAAUUUCAUAAGGAUUACAAAAAAUGAAUUUAAAUGAAAAAAAUGGUAAAAAAAAAAACGUUUAAGUGAAUUUUAGGAUGAUGGAUUUAAAUUGCAAAUGCGAUAUUUGAAACUAAAACUGGAUCACAUGCUAAUCAGAACCGCGUUAACCUCUAUUACGUUUAAUCGAAAUGUAAUUUACGAAAGCCUAUAUAUAGAGAUAAUGAGAAAAAUAUACGUAACUUAAAGGAAUGAAUUUGUGGGAGGAUGAGAGAUUGAAUAACGAAUGGAUGACGUGAGUUUGGAUAAUAAUUAUGGUGCGAUUCAGUGAAAGAAUAGUGUGAGUAUGAAAAAUUGUGGGUAAUUAUUAUAGAGGAUGCGUUUCUAUUAUUUAUUCUCUUACGUCGUACAUAAAAAACACAAAUUGAAUAAAUAAAUAAUUACGUAGAAAUGCGUAUUAGGCGUUUUUUGCUCGUGUAGAUGAUGGUUAUCUAUUGCGUCUCUAUUAGCGAUAGAUGAGCGUUGUAGUCUUUUAGGGAUGAUGAGAGAUAAAAAAUCGUUUAGAUAGAUUUUAUUUACAAAACCGCGACGGCUCGGCGAGGGUAAAGCAAGGAUAACUGAUGAUUCGUGCCAAUGGUGUUCCAAAUAUUUCGAUUCAGUGAAAAAGUUUUAUUUGAUAUUAAAAAUAAAAGAAGUGAGUGUAACCCAGUGAUUUAUUUAAAAUAUGGUGGAGGGAUCCGGCGUUCGUCCUGUUCGUCAGCCUCAUCAGACAAGGUCAGUCCUGCUUUUUUUUUUUUUCUUAAAUCAGGUCCAAUGUCUUGUGUUUUCAAUCGAUGGGAAUUCAGUGCUCGUGCCCGCUGCAAAUUCUGUAAAUAAUUGGAAUAUUAAAGUUUACCCCAGCUCUGCAGACGCGAGGCCAAGUUACCAGUGACGUAAUGUAGAUUUUUUGAUAAUAAGAAUGCGGGUGUGAAAGCGCGUGACAAUUCUCAGGUGACAAGCCCCAACGACUGGGCUAUUUACGUUUUCAUUACGAUAUUUUUAACCCGGUGACUUACUAAAUUGAAAAAUCAAUGAGAAUCAACGCGAGUCGUUGGGCGCUAGUCCAAAUAUGUUUUGGAGCUCACGAGCUCGAAUUUUCGUCGCCGUCCUCGAUAAAUAUAUUGGCGUGCGAAAUUAACAACCAGAGAUUCAAUUGAAAUCGAUGUAUUUUAUUAAUGAAAAAUUAAUUGACUUGCCGACUAGCUCUGAAACAUUGUCGCAAGUGUCAGGCGCUUUCUCGAGUUGCGUGUGAAAAUAAAAAAAAAACAUCGACUUCCCAGGACCAAAGUGAAAGAUAAAGACAAUUGAUAAAAAAGAAAAUCUCCCCGGAAGCCGAAGUACGAGAGAAUAACAAAAAUCCGCCGCGGCGAUUUAUGUGCUGUGUUGUUACAUUAGUUUCUCGACACUUAGUUUCUAUUAGUUAUGGAAUAAUUACACGAUAUACGUAAUGACGAGGAUAAUAGACAAAAGUGUGAGGAAUGUGAAGAACGAUAUACGUAAUGACAUGGUCCAACUCAUUUUUGAGUCCGACUGGCCUUUCUUUCGAGAGAUUUAUUUAUGUAAAAAUUAUGAAGAUUCGAUAAUGUAAAAAAAAUCAUCGGCGCUAUCGCUCGUUGCAACUGAAGCUGUUCAUCUGGAGAGAAUAAUCAUUUGGGGAGAUAAAUAAAAUUCAUGGGAUGAUAAAGUUAUAAAUCAUUUGCAUCGAGUCUGUAAUGAGAUAUCCAUAUGCAUACGAUCGAGGGACUGAACAUUCUAGUUCAUAAAUCAUGUUUAAUUUUCCGGAUUCUUCUCUCCUGUUGAAUUUUGAGGAUUGAAGAGAUGGAAAAGUCAUCGACCGUUAACAGAUAUUUGAUAACAUCUCCGAAAUUGAUGGGAUUAUUGAGCAGAGGGCGCGGUUUAGACGGAGGAACAAUCCACAACCUUCACGCCAUCAUUGUAUUUACAAGACAAUUGUUCCAUCACUUUUAAUUUAUAUCUUUAUUACGGGUUUCUCUUUCGAUGCUAACCGGAUUUUCCCGUUGCAGGGAGCGAUUCCUCCGUUAAUAUACAAUUAUAGAAGACAGUUUGUACACAAGUGAAUGGCUGAGAAGUUUUUUCAAUGUAAAUUUAUAUAUUUCGUCUCGAAUGAAGAAAGGAAUGUCACGUGAAUAAUUAAAAUCAACCGAUCGGUGAAUUUUUUGUCGAGAUAUUCGGCUGAGGAUUAGGGAAAAGGCGUGUCGGUCGUUGCAGCGGGCGGGGGCGGUGGUGAAAUUCGAUCGUUCUAACAUUCACUAUCUCUCAUUUUUUUUUUCACUCCCAUGAUUACAGGAUGGAAGGGAAAAAAAAAUAGAGAACACGGAAUGGCCCCGAACAGGAGAAAAAGGUCGACCGUACGGUUUUUACCGCGGAGCUGUACAUAAUUCAUAUUUUACUUGAGAUUGUAUAGAACCAACUCUCGAAAUCCGUGAAGUAAUGAAUGAAAACUAUAAUGGGUGUUAAAUAAUUAUCAGCCAACCCCGUAAUAUUAUUUAGUUACGUAAUAUUUAUUAGUAUGAUGUUAUAGUUUAAUGUGAGCCUUCAUUUAUUUUGUUUUUACCGAAGAUCUAAUGGAUAUUUUUUACGAAAGAAAAAAAAAACGUGAAGAAGAAUAUAUGCGUACUUAUAGAUAGUCCGAAAUGUGCAAAAAAAAAAAAUUAAAUAAAUUUUUCGUUUUCUCUCAUUUUUAUUUCCGUCGUCCUUUAUUUUACACUAAAAUCGACUUGCCAAAAGUAUAAUUAAAUCAAUUGAAAAUUGUCCAAAUCCAAAAUCUGUAUAAAAUGCAUCGGAAGUGGAUUAACGUUUUAUUUUUUCAAUUUGUUUAUAAUUAUGCAGAUGAUUAUUAUUUUCAUCGUAAUGAUGCCACGUCCUCGCUCGCGCAAAACGUCCAAGAGUUCCUGGCCUUUCUGUCGCCCCUCAAACCGCCACAACCUGUUGAAGUGAGAAAAAAAAAAUAUUUACAACAAUUUCACCUUUUGAAUUACGAAAUAAUUGUAUCCAAUAUUUUUUAACUAUUCGAUAUCGGCAGGGCAAUGUGAAAGGCGACGUCUGACGUCGUCCCACCGAAUUCGCAAGACCCGCGUCUCAGUAUACGAUACCGCGUAGGUAAAGUAGGUACCUGUUAAUUAGAAAAUAAAUGAAAAAUAAUAAAAAAAAGAGCAGUAGAGAGAGAGCGAGGUGUAACGAUAGCAACUAUUUAUUACGAGACUAACAUAAACGAAAAAAUGUACUCCAAGUACAAACCUGCGCGGAUUUUGAUAUUAAAAGGGCACAUGGAGGUGUCAGGAAGGGUGGGAAUGACAGCCAUUUGUACUCGAACUUCUGGACCGUAGAAUAACCAAAAUGUUAUUUCUUUCCCUAGUGUUAAAUGAGAUGACAAUAUACGUAACUAGAGCCGCAAGUUGUAAUUGUGACUGAUAUUUUAUUUCAUUCCAGCCUAGAGCCAUUUUGUCCGACUUCCGCUCAAUUUUCCCGAAAUCACUGAUACUUUUUUACCCAAAAAUUUGAUAGCCCCCGAUAACCAAAACAAAAAUAGAGAAUGAGAAUUGCUCAGACUCGUGACGCACAGGGUGUGGCUCAAGGUCAUGAUAUUGAACGGUAACAUGACCUGUCGAACGUUGUCACAUCGUUGGCAUUCAAUCCACGUGUGGGAUUAGUUUAUCCACUCAUCAGUCUCUCGGGAUCAAGAGCAACUCUCUAUUUCCAUAACAAAUGUGAAGAGCAUUGCCCGGCCGAACAUAACCUGUACAUAAACCCGUGCAAUGAGAAAAAAUAAAAUGUCCAAAUCGGAGGUGACGAGGCGAAAAAAAAAAGGCGAUAAAAUCUUCCUGAAGAAAUAUCGGCGAUACCUAAACCGAGGAAAACUGAAUAUAUGAGAUAUAUGAGAUAUAUAAAGCUAUAUAUAUGCACCCCGAGUCCAUAUAUAUACGCGUUAUAUAUACCAGUAUAAAUAUUAGUCCUAUUUACGAUUGCAAGUAAACGAGUAAACGUAUAUAAUUAUUUUGUAGUGUCCCCGCAAGUAUGUAAACUAUAUGUACACUGUUAAAGAGAUACAAAAAAAAUCGAGUGAGACGGUGACAACUGCAACAACCACUACAACGAGUACGAAGUAAGCGAGAUGUAUGCAAACAAAAGAAAAAAAAAAACAUUAAAAUAAAAUCGGUGGAUACACGAGCGAAUGACUAAGCGGAGUCUGACUUCGUCAACAAAAUGAAGAAAUAAAACUUAAAGCUGAGAAAAUAAUGCGUGGACGAUAAAAGAUAAUAGUAUUACUGGCUAUUACGUCGAUGAGUCUAAAAACCAUAUUGUAUUAUAUAUAAGAGUCUGUCCAUAUUAAUAAUAACGAUAUUAAUUAUAAUAACUGUGUUUGGAAACGAGAAAUAAAUUGUGGUUGAAUAUGA
Messenger RNA from Fopius arisanus, 6884 nucleotides. RefSeq names its product homeotic protein antennapedia (gene Antp). The record is from RefSeq and is a predicted model, not a curated record. Gene Ontology annotation, cellular component: nucleus. Gene Ontology annotation, molecular function: DNA-binding transcription factor activity, RNA polymerase II-specific; RNA polymerase II cis-regulatory region sequence-specific DNA binding. The transcript is spliced from 3 exons. Gene Ontology annotation, biological process: anterior/posterior pattern specification; negative regulation of transcription by RNA polymerase II. The coding region runs from base 982 to 2037 and encodes 351 amino acids. Lineage: Eukaryota; Metazoa; Arthropoda; Insecta; Hymenoptera; Braconidae.